Mya arenaria is the source of this 1185-nucleotide messenger RNA. Its product is annotated as location of vulva defective 1-like. Lineage: Eukaryota; Metazoa; Mollusca; Bivalvia; Myida; Myidae. The transcript is spliced from 4 exons. The record is from RefSeq and is a predicted model, not a curated record. Bases 1 to 1185 code for a protein of 394 amino acids.
AUGGUCGCCCAGACUACUACGCUUAACCAGACUCCUAUGGUCACCCUGACUACUAUGAUCACACCUAUUACUUUGGUCGCCCAGACUAUUACGGCCAACCUGACAACUAUGGUCACCCUGACUACUAUGAUCACACGUACUACUAUGGUCGCCCAGACCCUUACGGUUAACCAGACUACUAUGGUCACCCUGACUACUAUGAUCACACUUACUAUUAUGGUCGCCCAGAACUCUACGGCCAACCUGUCUACUAUGGUCACCCUGACUACUAUGAACACCUUGACUCAUAUGGUCACCAUGACUACUAUGAUCACACGAACUACUUCUAUGGUCGCCGUGACCAUUACAGUCAACAUGACUUCUAUGAUUACCAUAACUUUUAUGAUCACCCUCAUCACUAUGAUCACUCGUAAUACUAUGGUCGCACUGAUCAUUACAGACACCCUGACUACUAUGCUCACCCUGACUACUAUGGUCGCCUUGACCUUUACGGUCAACCUAAAAACUAUUGUACCUUCUAACACUUUAGUCACCCUCACUGCUAAGGUCACCCUGACUACUAUGGUCACACAGACUCCUAUAGUCACCCUGACUUCAAUGAUCAGACCUAUUACUAUGGUCACCUUGACUCCCAUGGUCACCUUGACUUCUUUGGUCACCCUGAAUAGUAUUGUUACCCUGACCCCUAUGGCCACCCUGACCCCUAUGUUCACUCUGACUCCUUUGGUCACACUUACACCUAUGGCCAACCGGAAUCGUAUGGUCAAACUGACUCCUAUGGUCACCCGGACUCCUAUGGUUGCAUGCUUGGCCGUGCAGUUGCUGAACGUCCAUGGUCUCAAUGUCUUUGACCUGGGCUCUUCAUCAUCUUCAUCAUCACCAUCAUCCUCAUCAUCGGAAGGCCAUGGCGAUACUAAUGGCGGCGGGACGGGCGAUAAUGGCGGUGAUGGUGGUGCUGGUGGUGCUGAUGGUGCUGGAGGUGUUGACGGUGGGAACGGCGGCAGUGGCGGACAGCAUUCUGGCCCUGCUCAUGUCGGCGGCGACUGUUCCGGGUGCGGAAGCUGCUUCGACCCGCAUGCUAUCUGUAAGGAGUUCGGCUGUUUCAACAUCUGUAUGUGUGAGCCGGGUUACGCGUUUGUCAAGAACGGAGCAUUUCAAUGUGGACAGUGUCUUCCAGGUGAGUAA